CUCGUGCAAGAAGAAAAGCCGAUGUUGAUGAUGAUGCUAUUCUCAAUGUUCAUAAGGAUAAUAAUUUUGAUGCGAAUGGUACUAAUGUCAAUGAUGGUAGUCGUGAUGACGGCAAUCCUAUAGAUACUGCUAUUGAGGGUGACGAUGAUGCUCAGCAAAAUGAAGAUCUCAACAGUUCAACAUUCAGUCAGAAGAAAUCUGUGUUUAAUAUUGAUUAUGGCAUGCUGUAUGAAAAAGCAGGUGAAAACAAUUACUUUAUGGUUCAUUCCGCAUUUCUGAAACAAGUUUUUAAUGCUGUCGGUUGUCCAACAUGUUCGAAGAUAGGUCUUCAAUUUGAAGACUUGGAAAACAAACGCCAGGGACUAAAUAAUUAUUUUCAUGUAUAUUGUUCCAAUUGUGAAUCAGACAUAUUUUCUAGUAUUCCUACAUCAGUUUGUACAUCAAACAUGAGCAACCCAGAUGUAAAUUCUCGAAUGGUACUUGCAAUGAGAAACAUUGGUGUUGGCUAUGCUGGAAUGCAGGAUUUCUGUAGGACUUUCAAUAUGAAAGGUUUAGCUGUGAAUACAUAUACAAAGUAUGUAAAGAAAUUAAAAGAUACUUGUGAAGCUGUAGUAAAAAGAACACUCAAUAAAGCAGCUCAACAUGUACGGAGUGUAUAUGAAGCAAAAUUUCCUGAAUUGAAAGAUCAGCGUAUAAUUGACGUUGCUGUUACAUACGACGGAACAUGGCAUAGACGAGGCCGCACAUCCCAUUACAGUACCGGCCAGUUUUAUUGCAAAAAUCCCAACGCGUUUUACCC
Molecule: messenger RNA, 799 nt
Organism: Anneissia japonica
Lineage: Eukaryota; Metazoa; Echinodermata; Crinoidea; Comatulida; Comatulidae
Exons: 1
Source: RefSeq, a predicted model, not a curated record